CAAAUCAGAAACGGUACGCGGCCUUAAACAGCUAUUAAUCCAGCUCAUCAACGCUGCAAGUAUUAAACUAUAUUUAGCAGGGUAUUAACACACAUUUAAAAUCGAUGUUGCCAAUGCAAUCGAUCUGCUUCUCAUUAAAACUCGUAAAGUGGGUAACUUGUGAAGUCCCAUAGAUGGGUUGCACACAGUAUCUGUUGCUGCUAGCUAAAAGUGUCUCAAACUGGGAAGUGACGCUUCGUGGAGGAAUCUGAGAAAAGAGUACCGUUACGUGGGUGUGAUCUUAUAUGAGUAAGGAUCGUUGCUGUUACAGGAGCUUACCCUGCAGCAGGACACCGUGAACACAAGGACAUGAAGGCGUAUGUGCCAUGGAGGGACAGAGUUUAAUGGUGUUGCCCAUGAAUGAGAAAAAUACACGGACUUCUUCAGAUCUGCUCACCCCAGGCCAGCGACCUCUGACAGGGUCACAAAGAAGUCCAGAGGGGAGGAGAAGAUUAUCCUGGUUGACCUUUCUACUGCUCACUCAGAUGUCAAUGUAGUUUGAACACUUUAUUUAACUGGUUUUUGGAUUUAUUAACAAGUGAUCCAGUGGAACAUUAUUAGCUGGUUUGGUUGGGAAUAUUUAUCAGAUUUCUUCAUGCCCGUCAUGAGUGUACCCACCCAGCAGAAACCCAGCGCCAAGAGAACGGGCAAACGCAUCACAUUUUUCCGCGAUCAGAGCAUAGCAAUGAAGGAAACGUCUCAGCACCCUGAAGGGUCCUACUAUGUCCCAGGUGGCCCUGCCUCAGACCCCGGACAGAGUGAGGCUGCAAGUACUGUGACUUCAAAUCCAGAGGCCCCUCACAUGUACCUUAACUCUGUUAUCUUCAGCCCAGACAAAGGGGACCAGAGCAGGGGUCAUUAUCAGCAGACUGUGCCUAUGAAGUGGGCCCACCAGGAGCCCGCUCAGCAGCAGCCGUCUCUGUCCCAGCAGCAGAGAGCCGCCUCCUGGAAUACCAUGACAAACUGGGGACAAAACUUUGCAAAUUACAUAGGGGGCGUAAACGUAACAGACUCAAGGACCCAAAAUGCAUUUGUAAAAUCAAUGCAUGAGCCUUCUGGCUUACAGCCGCAUCAACAGCCCCCUAACAGAGCUGCAGAAAAGCAGCCUCCGGGUCCUAACCCUGCAGGCGAAGCAUACAGGGAUGCUGUUAAGGCUCAGGGCCUGGAUUGGGAGCAGCAGCAGUCCGAGGCCUUUCAGGAGACGUUGAAACCCGGCGCGCUGAAGCCCCAGCAGCACAGCACGUCUCACCCCGGAGGAAGCUCAGUCUUGCAGCCCUUUCAGUUGGCCUUUGGGCAGCCCAAGCACCUGCCGGCGUACUACCAGGCCUUUCAGGGCAACAGGACAACGCUACCUAACCCACCCAACUACCCAACACAAGCAAAGCCCCCUCCCCAGUUGCAGCAGUUGCAGAAGCAAGAGCAAAUACGGCAGCAACAACAGCAUCACAUACUCCAGCAGCAAAUUCAGCAGCAGCACCAUCAACAGAUGCAGCAGCAACAAAUAAUUCAGCACCAACAGCACGUACAGCAGCUUCAGCAGCAGCAACAAAUGCAGCACGAGCAGCAGCAACAAAAGAUACAACAGCAGCAGCAGCUCCAAAUUCAGCAGCAACUGCAACAUCAGCAGUUGCAACAACAAAACCCUCAUGUGCUUGACUAUUAUCCCGCUGCACAAAAUGCACACCCGCAGCCACAGCAUUUGGUGGUACACUCCCAGGAGUCCUCGGCCCCAGAUCCCUCAAAGAUCCAGGAGCCAAUUAUCCAGGACAUCACCCCAGAACCCCUGGAGCCUUCGGAUCUGCUGCCGCCCAUUCUUCACCCUGAACCCCCAACGCAACCCCAGAACCAAUCCCAAACGCAGCUUCGUAGAUCGCGACGGCUCUCCAAGGAAGGCGGGGCGCCGUCCGACAACCCUUUUCUCUCCGUUUCUUCGGAUCAGGCUGUUCCUGGAGGGCCGCAGGGCUCCCAGAACGGGGCCUGUGACAUCCAGGCAGCCCCGACGGGCGUCAUCCAGAGCACACGGAGGAAACGCAGGGUGUCCCAGGAGGUCAACCUGGAGACUCUUGCUCAGAAGGCCUCGGAAAUGGAGUCUCUACCAUCCCAUAUUGCAAAGGAAUCCCACCGUUCGUGGAGUCCCACUCAGACAGGGGGUAUGAACACCAAGCGGCCUCGAGACGACAGCCUCCUUCCCCUCGUCAUCCCCGUGUCCGUUCCCGUGCGAAGGCAGGACCCCUCCUCUCCUCCGGACAGAGAUGAUUCAGCGCUGGCCUCCACCUGGCCCCUGAGACCUUUAAACCCCCAGGACUUUGGGCGCUCCGACCACAAGCCCUCGGUCAUCGUCACCCGGAGACGCUCCAGGAACUCGUUGUCAGAGAGCUCAGAGCAGAAUGGAAGAAGUGAAGGAGAGCGGGACGACGACGGCAAAAAGUCUAAACGGCGUCCCCGGCCUGAGCCUCUUUUCAUCCCGCCGCCUAAACCUGGUUUAUUCAUCGCCCCUCCCAUGUACUCCAGCAUCACACCCUACCAGAGCCACCUGCGCUCCCCUGUCCGCCUCGCUGAAAACCCCGUUUCCAUCCCCCCCUACACCCCCCCGCCGAUCCUCAGCCCUGUCCGAGAGGGCUCCGGCCUCUACUUCUCCACCGUCCUGUCGUCGGCUGCAGCCAGCGCCCAGGGCCUUGCCGCCUCCUCACCCCCAAAGUCUGCAACACGCAGCCUGUUGCGCUCCAACAGCUGUGACAUCACACCACCCGUUCUGUCGGCUAUCGGAGAGGCCACUCCAGUCAGCAUAGAGCCACGGAUAAAUAUUGGGUCGCGGUACCAGGCCGAGGUGCCGGAGCUGAGGCAGCGGUCGGCGGUGGAGCGGGAUCACCAUCGAGCGGAUCAACUCUGGACUCCGCUGACUGAGCUGGAGGAAAAGCCUGACUUCACGCAGAGAGUGCAAGACCUCAUGCACCUGGCCUGCACCAGUGUUCUGUGUGGAGGAGGCACCAACCAGGAGCUAGCCCACCAUUGUCUGUACGAGUGCAAAGGGGACAUAAUGGCUGCUCUGUCGCUCCUGAUGCUGAGGAAUCCAGUUUUCCCCAAGUCUCAUUAUCUGGCCCGCUACCACUACUCAGGAUCAGACAGCUGGACUGCCGCUGAGAGACGCCAGUUCAACAAAGGCAUCGCUGCAUACAAGAAGGACUUCUUCAUGGUGCAGAAACAGGUCAUCACUAAGUCAGUGGUGCAGUGUGUGGAGUUUUACUACACCUACAAGAAGCACGUGAAGAUCGGCCGCGGCGGGAUGCUGAUCUACGGAGAGCUGGAGCCUCUGGAGAGCAAGACCACCGAGGAGGAGACGGACCACAAGGGCUCUCAGAGGUUGGAGCCACAGAGGGAGGAGGACAGCAGGAAGUGGGAAGGGUCAGCUGACAGGAAACAGGAUGUCGGCCCCAUCAGGGCACCACACACACUGCAGCCUGCUGACAAUCCUGGCACCGUCCUCAUCAUGAAGGCCUCGGAGGACGUGGGGAGGGAGCAACCGCUGUCCCGGGUCGGGAUCGUCCCCCCCCCUCAGCCGCCGCCCCCCCCAGCCUCCAAAACCCGCUACGACACCAACGCACGUAAAACCAGCCCCCCCGCAGCCAACAAAGCCUCAGCUGGCCCGGAGGGAGAGUUCCCCUGCAAGAAAUGUGGCAGGGUUUUCUUCAAGGUGAAGAGCCGCAGCGCCCACAUGAAGAGCCACGCCGAGCAGGAGAAGAAGGCGGCGGCGCUGCGACAGAAAGAGGCCGAGGAGCGGGCGGCGAGCGAGGCGGCCGCUGCGUUCGCCGCCCGGCAGAACGGGGCGCGGCAGGGGGGGGACAGCACCAACGACGAGUCGUCGGGCGGGGAGGACAAGGACGAUAAGGACUGGAAGUAAGAGAAAAGGACACACACACUGACUGAAGCGUGGCUUUACUCUCUGGGACGGGAGCAGGAUUUAAAAAGGAGAAACACCUCCUGUGUAAAUGUCGUGGGACAAGAAGACUUCCGUUGCUUGGCACAUUCAGGGACAGAUUUACUCCCAUGUGAGUGUGUGUUUGUGUGACAAUGAGUGUGUAUGAACUUUCCAAAACGCCCCCCCCCCCCCCCUUUACUCUGCUUGAAAAGCUUUUCAAGAGUUACCUCUCUUGGUCACAGGGCUCGUUCAAAUCAAAGCCAUGCCGCCUCGCCAGGCCUUUCCUCAGCACUUCGAGUCUCGUUCGACGGACAAGGAACUUUUUUUAUUUUCUUUCUCGAUGAGCCGCAGUACGCGCUUGCUUAGGCUGCAUCCCAUCUGGAUGAAGUUUUUUUUUAAGUCUGACAGCUGGGGGGGUGAACGGAGGGUCCUGCUGUUGGACAGACGGACGGAUGGCAUGUGCAAACUGCAAACUGUUGCCUUUGUUUGGCUGCUCCUCUGCACUAAAGGCUGCCAAAGCUUUCUCAGACGCAUGAUGUGCACCAAAUGUGUCUGUGAGCGUCCUUCAUUUGGGCUUCAGUUCUUUGUACCCUCAGCCCACGUCUCUUUUUAUAGUUCCCAGUGUGUUCCUCACUGUUAAUGCCUUGGAUGUUUUGAUGCUUUUUACCCUGAAAUGACAAUCAAUUUUACACUUUUUUUUUUUUUUAUAUAUAAAUAUCUACACAGGUAAACGUUACUUUUUCUGCCUGUGUUGCUAUAUAUGCUUAUUGUUGUUGUUUUUGUGAAUAUUCUUGUUGAUUAUUAAUAUUAUUAUAUCAUCCUGGUUUUUGGCUGCAAUUUAAGUGAACGCUUUUCCGUACUUGUCUAUACCUUAUUUUUCCUUUCUUUUUUUAUUUAAACAAAAAACAAACAAAAAUAAUGCUAUUCGCUGCCUGUUUAUAACUGUGAGAUUUUUUUUUUUUUGGAAGCCAGAAAUGAAGAAAAGGCAGAAACGUAUGUGCAAUAGAACAAGUUGACCCCCUGAGCGUCAAAACCCUCCCCCUCCCCACCUCAUGCUUUCUGUGGACGCCUGGCUGUCAGCACUGUAACUGAUAGGAGGACUGACUCUCUCUGUAAACCGCAGGUCUCUAUAGGUACACACGACGAGUGGGGAAGACAACAAACAACACGGACAAAUUCAAGACAUGUUGGAAACAAAAUCAGUAUUUAUGAGUUUCUUACUACUUAGCUAGAGGAAAUGACUUCCUCGUACAAAGGCAGUCUUCACUUUAACCAAACUUAAGUCAUAUUUUGACGGUUUAAACAAGAGGUUUUGAUAGCAGAUAAUUUAGUGGGAGUCGAUAUCUGCCUCUUAAAAGCAGAGAACAUAUUGUCAUCAACGAACAGGUAUACAGAGAGGAAGUAUUGUUUACUGUAAAACAACUUAACUCAUAUUUUUAAUGUCAACAAAAGACAUUUGCUUUGCUUUCUAGAACCAGAUAUCAGUAUCUGCUCCCUUCUUACACAUUUCAGCUAAAUUAUAGCUAUUACGCAUAUUUUUAAGUAUUUUUUAUAAAUAAUAAAAAAGAACAGACUCAUUGUUUACUGUUAACAUAACUUCACUUUACAGGAGGUUUUGAAUGCUUAAGACAUUUUUACUAUCUUUUUAAAACCAGAUAUCAGCAGCAGUCGGUUCUCUACUUCCCACAAACUGUGAAUAUGUCAGUAAACUGUCAUCAACAAACCUGCAUUAGGCAAGGCAGAAGCAUUAUUUUCUGCUAACCAAACGUAACUAGAAUGUUGCAGGUUUUAAGAAGGGAUUUAGCAUGUUGUUAUGAAAGUUAUAUUUUCAGACUAAAAAUACUUAUUUGCUGAUAUUUGGUGCCUUUUAAAUUGAAACCUGUUUUGCUGGAUUUUGGAGACUGUGUUCUCUCCUGUGUCUCACACUGUGUUAAGAUGGUUGUGACACUAACACGCUCUGAUGAAACCAUGACUAUGUGGGUCAGCAGUUGACCUAAGGGCAGCAUGACACAGCUUACACAAGCAUUUGGAAAUGUUGAGUUAUUAUAUAUAUAUAUAUAUAUAUAUAUAUAUAUAUAUAUAUAUAUUGCAAAUAUGACGUUUAAAUGAAGAUAGUGGCUGACAAAUUCACAAAAAAAAAACGAAAUCCUGGCUGUUUAUCGACACAAUAUUUCCAUGUCUAUCCCUAACGUGUGUAUCUAUGGUUGACUUUCUGUUUACCUUGUCGCUGAUGGCAGGCACUAAAUUGGUCUGUGGAAACGGCGUGUUUUGAUCCGUCUAUCUCUACAUAUCUCAACGUUAAGCUCUUCGGCCCGGAGCCAGCUUCUGUUGCCGUCGCAACAAAUGGGUUAAAGGGUUAUUUUCCUUUAAAGGACAAACCACAGUGGGGAAGUUGUGGCGAGAAAAAGCUCUGGUUAUCAUUAACUCCACAACUCAGACCUGGGUCUAUGCACAGACUGUGUGUGUGUGUUUGGAUGUACUGUUAAGUGUGUGUGUGUGUGUGUGUGUGUGUGUGUGUGUGUGUGUGUGUGUGUGUGUGUGUGUGUGAGAGGUUCAAAUGUUAAACUGUACGCCGCUCUAUGAAAAAAAAGGUUUGCAAGACUGUUCACAUGUUUGGUAUGUUAAUUUAUAUUUCCUUUUUCUUUCGGGCUUUUCUUGAGGUUCCUCGUGAGGGGGAAGUUGUUGUGAAAACGUUUUUAAGCUGCAGAAUUAUGGAUGAAAUUCGAGGCCGUCGACACAAAACACACAGCUGUAAAAAUGUCCUAAUUUCAUCCACUUAGUUAAGGGAAUUUUAAGAGGAAAAAAAGGUUUAUUUAGCUAAAGAUUAGAAAAAUAUAUAUGAAUGAAAUUCUAUGUUUGCAUACUUUCUAUGCUAUUUUCAUAUAUGGGGUUCACACUAAUGAUGAAAAACGGAAAGGAAUCUCAAGUGCUUUUUACUACAGUGUAACUUAUUUGUUUCGAUUUGAUUUUUACCACCUGUGUUUUUAGUAAUGAUUUACAAAGCACUGUAUAUUAAAGUUUUAAAAUAUUCACUAA
Molecule: messenger RNA, 6991 nt
Organism: Trematomus bernacchii (emerald rockcod)
Lineage: Eukaryota; Metazoa; Chordata; Actinopteri; Perciformes; Nototheniidae
Gene: mideasb
Product: mitotic deacetylase associated SANT domain protein b
Biological process (GO): regulation of transcription by RNA polymerase II; negative regulation of DNA-templated transcription
Cellular component (GO): transcription regulator complex; histone deacetylase complex
Molecular function (GO): transcription corepressor activity
Source: RefSeq, a predicted model, not a curated record